This is a messenger RNA of Microtus ochrogaster (prairie vole), 2781 nucleotides long. It is a transcript of the gene Sack1f, whose product is annotated as scaffolding CK1 anchoring protein F. Gene Ontology annotation, molecular function: protein kinase binding. Gene Ontology annotation, biological process: signal transduction. The record is from RefSeq and is a predicted model, not a curated record. NCBI's taxonomy places the organism in Eukaryota, Metazoa, Chordata, Mammalia, Rodentia, Cricetidae.
GGUCCAAAGCCCGGGGUCCCCGGACAGGGCUGGGGCGCCAUGGCCGAGUCCCAGCUGAGCUGCCUGGACGAGGCGCACGUGAACGAGAAGGUGACCGAGGCGCAGGCCGCCUUCUACUACUGCGAGCGGCGGCGGGCCGCGCUGGAGGCGCUGCUGGGUGGAGGCGAGCAGGCCUACCGCGAGCGGGUCAAGAAGGAGCGGCUGCGGGACUUCCUCUCCAGCAAGGAGCGCCAGGCCCUCCGCGCCGCCUGGAGCCCCUACGAGGAAGCCGCUGUCUCCAAGGCCGGUGGCAAGGCCAAGUCCAAGGCCCCGGCCGAGCCCAGCGAGUCCCUUGCCUAUUGGCCAGACCGCUCGGACACCGAAGUGCCCCCGCUGGACCUGGGAUGGACGGACUCCAGCUUCUACCGCGGCGUGAGCCGUGUCACGCUCUUCACCCACCCGCCCAAAGAGGAGAAGGCGCCGCACCUGAAACAGGUGGUCAGACAGAUGAUCCAGCAGGCCCAGAAGGUCAUUGCUGUCGUCAUGGAUCUUUUCACUGAUGGGGAUAUAUUCCAAGACAUCGUAGAUGCUGCCUCUAAGCGCCGGGUCCCUGUAUACAUCAUCCUGGAUGAAGCAGGAGUGGAGUACUUUUUGGAGAUGUGUCAGGGCCUGGAACUUGCUGACUUCCGCAUUCGGAAUAUCCGGGUCCGGUCUGUGACAGGCGUUGGCUUCUACAUGCCCAUGGGGAAGAUCAAGGGGACUCUCUCAUCGAGGUUCCUGAUGGUGGAUGGAGACAAAGUAGCCACUGGAUCUUAUAGCUUUACCUGGAGCUCCUCCUAUGUGGACAGGAAUCUUCUUUUGCUCCUGACAGGGCAGAAUGUGGAGCCCUUUGACGUUGAGUUCCGGGAGCUGUAUGCCAUCUCUGAAGAGGUGAACUUGUACAAGCACCUGGGUCUGGCAGGCAGGCUUGGCCUCAACUACUCCUCCACUGUAGCUCGAAAACUUAUCAACCCCAAGUACUCCUUAGUGGCAGGCAGCCGCCCUCCUCCAGGAGAGAUGAUGCGCUGGGCGGCGCGACAGCAGCAGGAAACUGAUGGCAACGCAGAGGGACAGGAGGGCAGUGGCGGUGGCGAGUCUGCCCGGCGUCUGGAGAGCUUUCUCAAUGAUCUGGCUACAGUAGAACAGAUAUUGCCCACAGUGGAUUCCAUUUCCCCGAGAGUGCUGGGAACAAAGGAUGGCAGGACGGUCUCUCAGGUGCAUGGAGACCUGAGGCACAAAUCCCAGAAUGGCAAGGGAGAAGCUGCCAAUGGAGAUGCCAUCCCAGCCAAGGAGGGCAGACGCUUCGGCAGCAGGUUCUUCAGCCGACGAGUGAAGAAGCCUGCUGGGCCAAAUGUGGAGAACUCCUCCUCCCCAGACAUUUUUGAUGAUGGGGAGUUUCCUCUGGCGAAGAAGCCCAAUGAGGGUUCCAGUGUCAACAUAUCAGGUAAAGUGACUCCUAGGACUAGCAAGCCCAACAACUGUGUGAUCGCCUGAGCUGCAGGGUAGUGGUGGGUGGAACCUGCAGAUGCCCACCCAUCCUGUCCUAUGCUGGGGAGAGCAUGGCCUAUACCCUGCAUUGGUUCACACAUCAGCACCUAACCAGGUCUCCUACCCUGCAGUCUCCACCCUGGUCUUAAGAUCUGAACCCCAGAUGGCAGGAUCUCAACCAUCACCAUCUCCAGCAGACUGCUAUGGCCGGAAAAGGAACACUGAUACCUUGUUUAUAUGGAGUAGAAGCCUGGCUAGCAUCUGUUCUCCUUUAUGCCAACCUCCUCUCCACUGGGCCAGCCCUGUCCUACAGGUCCCCUGGUAGGACAACUGCCAUUCUUCCUACCUUGGGGGACAGGAUAUCCAAGGCAGCCCCAGCCACUUGGCUUUUUGUUGGACUUCUGGUGCUGUCCAGUUCCCCAUACCCCAGAGGUUGGCGGGAAAAGGGACGAAGACGGGACUCAGAGCCAGUUUUGCUCUAGCCGUGUUCCCAAUGCAGCUGAUACGACCUUAGGGACACCUAUUCCGGCUGGCACCUGAACUAGUCUCUGAGUGGAAUGGGCUGGGGAUGGUGCUACUUUGGCCUCCUUUGGUAGUGGCAGGAUCUGACGGUGGUGAAGAGCCCCUUCCCUCCUGCACUGCCAUAGCCAGCCUGGCCUGAGUGCCCUGGGCCUCCCUGGCUGUUGCUGUGGAAAACUGGGGCCCACAGAGCGCCUUUCCCCAUUCCUGAGCCUUUCAGUAGGCUUUUGUUUACAGGCCCUGUGAAGGAUGGGGGUGCAGGGGAGGAGGCUGGGCCCAGGAGACAAGAGCAUUUGUGUUUCGUGACGGUUCCUCCCUGAGCAUUUGUGUGGCCUUCACACACUAGGGCUUCCUCAGUGAAAUUUCAGCCAAAGACUAGCCUUAGCCUCCUGCGAAAUGUCAGGCUGUUCUUAGACACCUCGGUUUCUCUAAAACAGGGUGGCCUAAUUUGCCACAGUACUAGGCCAGGACAACCAGCCCCACUGCCACCUCCCCACACAGUGAAUUGUCCAGGCUGAGGGAGAGUGAACAUUGACACAAAAGACACUAUCUAACUGCAGACAGAAUGACAGAGGGCAAAGGGCCACACAGAAGCCUUUCCAUUCCUCUAAACCAAGCUUAUGUCCCCUUUUCUUUCGGAAAAGCCCUUGGGUACCACUAGUACUGGGAGGGACACAGGCAUCCAGUAAGAGGCAGGGAGGGAGCACUGUGGGCUGUAGAAGUGGGGCAAUACAUGGUGACCUAUGCCUGUGUCUG